AGAGCCCUGGCUUGUGGCCCUGACAGCUGCCCAGCCUCAGGCGCCAUGGAGGAUGCUGCGUUCGCAGCCCGGCUGGGCACGAUCCUGCGGCACCUCUGCCCCCGGACGGGCGCUGCCGCCCUCACAACAUUUCCUACUUCAGCACAAAUUGCUUCUUUUAAACACCCAAUGGAGUUUCAUUACACCCUGGACAAUAACCUUUUAACUCCAGAGCAGAGACAGUUUUAUGAUGAAAAUGGUUACCUGCUCAUUAAAAACCUGGUUUCUGGUGAAGACAUUGAGCGUUUCAGAAAUGAAUUUGCAAAGAUCUGUAAAAAGGAGGUACAAGUGCCUGGCUUAAUCAUAAUGAGGGAUGUGGCCAUUGCUAAAUCAGAGUUUGUUCCAGAUCAAAAAGCAGUUACUAAAAUACAGGAUUUUCAGGAAGAUGAAGAGCUCUUCAGAUAUUGUACUAUGCCUCAGAUCCUAAAAUACGUUGAGUGCUUCACAGGGCCAAACAUCAUGGCCAUGCACACGAUGUUGAUAAAUAAACCUCCAGAUUCUGGCAAGAAGAGCUCCCGUCAUCCCAUGCAUCAGGAUUUGCACUACUUUCCAUUCCGGCCUGCAGAUCUCAUUGUGUGUGCCUGGACUGCCAUGGAGCCGAUAGAUCGCAGCAAUGGCUGCCUGGUUGUUUUGCCAGGAACACACAAGGGUUCCCUGAAGCCACAUGAUUACCCUGAUUGGGAGGGUGGCGUUAACAAGAUGUACCAUGGGGUGCGUGAUUACAACAAAAACCUUCCCAGGGUUCACCUUGUUAUGGAGAAGGGAGACACAGUAUUCUUCCAUCCCUUGUUGAUUCAUGGCUCUGGAAUGAACAGAACUCAAGGCUUCCGGAAGGCGAUAUCUUGUCACUAUGCUAGUGCAGAUUGCCACUAUAUUGAAGUCAAGGGCACAAGUCAAGAAAACAUUGAGAAAGAAGUUGUAGAAAUUGCACAAAGAAAAUAUGGUGUGAGCACGCCUAUCACUCUGAAGGAUACUUGGAUGAUACGAGGGCGGCUUGUAAAAGGAGAAAGCACUAAUCUUUAGAAUAGUUUCUGGAUGGCAGAGUUAGAAAAAUGUGUGCCUGAGUAUUGUGUUCCCUGAUCAGAAACCAUGAUUCUCACAAAUUUGCAUUUGCAUUUUUUUGUUUGAAUUUAUUCAAAUAUUGCACCAAAUGUUCAUUUACAACAAUACAACAAAAUAUUGUAAUAUGAAUGCACUGAAGUUUAACAAAAUUUAGCUAAUAUACUUCGCAUAUUUUAACCUAUUAACUACAGUAAAUACUUCUGUUUUUGUCAUUUUAAAAAUCAUUUGUUUUAAAAUCCACUGUUUAUUAAAUGGAUGAGAACUCCCAUCAAAUCA
Molecule: messenger RNA, 1377 nt
Organism: Emys orbicularis (European pond turtle)
Lineage: Eukaryota; Metazoa; Chordata; Testudines; Emydidae
Gene: PHYH
Product: phytanoyl-CoA 2-hydroxylase
Exons: 9
Coding region: 46-1062 (338 amino acids)
Biological process (GO): fatty acid alpha-oxidation
Molecular function (GO): phytanoyl-CoA dioxygenase activity
Source: RefSeq, a predicted model, not a curated record